Molecule: messenger RNA, 1055 nt
Organism: Nanorana parkeri
Lineage: Eukaryota; Metazoa; Chordata; Amphibia; Anura; Dicroglossidae
Gene: FAM163B
Product: family with sequence similarity 163 member B
Exons: 3
Coding region: 382-858 (158 amino acids)
Source: RefSeq, a predicted model, not a curated record
AUCCCCACAAGUCUGUGCUAACAGAGCUGUCCUAUUCCCCGGCCACCAUCUUAAUCAUAACGGCAUCUUUUAACCCUGCCUAAUAUCAGGACACAUCCUGUCGUCUUCCAUGCACCUGGCACCUCUGUGCCUCUUGCUGGAUGCACCCUGCAUCCCACAAGUGAUGUCUUCCAGGUUUUGGUUGCUGAAUUAGACUCCAGAGACCCAUUCUAUCGCCUCUUUGAAGAGACCAACCUGCCAGAAAAGGGGUCAUCCCACCACCAUUCUUGCUUUACGUCAGGUUUGGACCGCCAGAAGAAGCCUCAUGGUCCAGAAGCAGGACCUCACCUAACCGUAAGAAGACUUCCACUAUUUAAAGGUGGUUAAUGGAGAGACGGUCGAAUGACAGCCGGGACUGUGGUCAUCACCGGUGGUAUAUUAGCGACUGUCAUCCUUCUGUGUAUUAUCGCCGUUCUCUGCUACUGCAGACUACAGUAUUACUGCUGCAAGAAGGAGGACUCGGAAGAGGAUGAGGAAGAGCCAGAUUUUGCUGUCCAUUCGCGCUUCCCACCGGUGCACUGCAACCGGAACGUAGUCCUGGACAAUGGCCCCUCCCUCUAUGCCUCGCCCUACAACAAGAAACAACAGCACUGCCGAAGCGUAUGCCAGGGCUGCUCACACAAUGAGGCGCCCGCCUUCCUCCUGCACACGCCGGAGGAGGUCCGAAAUGGAGGCGAACGCAUCACCUACAAGACCAUCAGUCAGGAAGAGAUCGAACUGCCGGUUAACCUGAGCAAUUUGCAGUUACUUAACCCCAAUCGCCUCUCUGCCAUGAGGGAGGCCUUUUCCCGCAGCCGGAGCAUCAGUACCGAUGUCUGAAGGUUGUGACGCUAGCACUCGAUGUGACGCUAGCACUUCCUCGGCUGUCCCCAUGUCUAAUACUAAGCAUUGCUCAGCACUACUUCUUUCUCAUGUUUCUCCACCUUUUUGUGAAACAGAUCCUCUGUUGUUUAUGCGGGAAAAAAACCCCACCAGAACCCAACAGCGUCCCCUUCCUCGUGCGACCGUGUUGUGCA